AUGGUCCGCCUCAGCCUUGCCCUCGCCGCUCUGGCGGCAGCAACAACCACUAGCGCCACCAUCUGCGGCUACAAGUAUGGCGCCUGCACCCAGCCCGGGACCACCUGCGUGCCCGUCAUCCCCGGAUGCCCCGACCUGACGCGGUGCAUCGGGCAGUGCGUCGCUGCGGGCGCCAGCCAGCCCAACCCCAACAGCGGCUUCUACCCGCCCUGCGGCGGGCUCCUCCCCGGGAUCGGCUCAAAGUCCUGCCCAAGGUCCUCGCGAUGCAUGUCCGACCCCCGCGUGCCCGGCUGCGGCAUCACCUGCGACGGAGCCGGCAUCUGCGUGCCCAAGCGGGUCAAGCAGUGCCGCGGCUUCCUGGGUCUUCAGUGCCCGCCGGGCCUCCAGUGCUACGACGAUCCCACCGACAGCUGCGAUCCCAACAACGGCGGCGCAGACUGCAUCGGCAUCUGCCUCGUCCCGCUGCCCGGCACGACGCCCACGGACCCCAGCCCUCCAGCCAGCUCGCCGACGAUUGGCAAGAUCAUUGGCCGCGGCCCUAGGCCGGCCCUGGAGUAG
Microdochium trichocladiopsis is the source of this 558-nucleotide messenger RNA. RefSeq lists its product as uncharacterized. The record is from RefSeq and is a predicted model, not a curated record. The coding region runs from base 1 to 558 and encodes 185 amino acids. The transcript has a single exon. NCBI's taxonomy places the organism in Eukaryota, Fungi, Ascomycota, Sordariomycetes, Xylariales, Microdochiaceae.